AUGUUCGUUGGUCUGAUUGUAUGCAGCAUUCAGUUCGCGCUGGGUGAGGUCGCGGCGUUAUUGCCCGUUACCGGUUCCUUUGUGCGACAUGCAGAGAUCUUGGUCGAUCCGGCGCUGUCCUUCGCGAUUGGCUGGAAUGUCGUCUAUGGGUGCUUUCUCAGCGUGCCUAGUGAGAUAUCUGCCAGUGUGGUCCUGAUUCAGUACUGGACGGAUAUCAAUGCGGCGGUUUGGGUCACCAUCCUCAUUGUGGUCUCCGCAGUGGUCGCAUUCUCAUUCAUUCGCGUCUACGGCGAAAUUGAAUUCGUGUUCGCCAUUCUCAAGAUUCUUUUGGUCGUCUUCGUGGUCAUUCUGGGUCUCGUUAUCGACCUGGGUGGUGUGCCAGGCGUGCCUCGGAGAGGGUUUCACUACUGGAAAGACCCUGGUCCCUUUGUCGAGUACAUCUCCACCGGGUCCUGGGGUCGCUUCCUAGGCUUCUGGGCAGUCAUGACCAAUGCGGUUUACUCUUUCGCAGGAGUGGAAUCGUUGGCCAUGGCGGCCGCAGAAACGCAAAAUCCACGCCACAACAUCCCCAAGGCCUGUAAGCGAGUGUUCGCGCGAGUGUCCAUCUUCUACCUCGCCGCAGUACUGGUCGUGGGUAUGGUGGUUUCCAGUGCCGAUGAGCGCCUCGGCUCCGACUCCGGCACGGCAGCUACGAGUCCAUUUGUCAUCGCUGCUGGUGACGCUGGCAUCAAGGCUAUUCCAUCUGUUGUGAAUGCAGUCUGCUUAACAUCGGCGUGGUCAGCAUCUAACCAGAGUAUGCUGGCAGGAACGAGAACUCUGUACGGUCUUGCCAUCAAGGGCCAUGCUCCUAAGAUUUUCCUGCGCACGACCGCGUGGGGUAUUCCGUACCUCUGUGUACUGGCGCAAGUGCUUUUCUCUCUGCUAGCUUACAUGUGCGUUUCCAACGACGCCAUGAAUGUCUUCUGGUGGUUUGUUGAUUUGACCGCCGCUGGUACUUUGGUCUCAUGGAUUGCGAUUGCAUGGAACCACAUUCGUUUACUGAAGGCCAUGGACAAACAAGGCAUCCCGGCUUCUCAGUUGCCGUGGCAUAAUAAAAUCACCAGAUUCACUUCAUGGUUUGCAUUGAUCUCUUGCAUUGUUAUCCUCUUGACUGGAGGCUUCUCGGUAUUUACAGCCGGAAAUUGGGACCCGGCUUCGUUCGUGUCUUCCUAUCUUGACAUCCCACUUGUUCUUGCCGCUUACGGAGGAUACAAGUUGAUCCGUCGAACCAAGAUCAUUCCACUCGAAUCUAUACCGAUUCAAGAGGCAUUGGAUGAAGCCAAUGAUGACCCAGACAACGUGCCAAUCAAGAGGGAUAGCAUAUGGGCAAAGAUGAAUAUCUUCUGGGGCUAA
This is a messenger RNA of Penicillium olsonii, 1392 nucleotides long. NCBI's taxonomy places the organism in Eukaryota, Fungi, Ascomycota, Eurotiomycetes, Eurotiales, Aspergillaceae. The record is from the annotation of a GenBank genome assembly.